CUCCAUAUCUCUGCGUUUUUCCGACACUAAACCUCAAGGCUUAAAACUUUUUACUUCAAUCUCCAGAAUCUCUUCAUUUCUUUGUAUUUCUUCUUCUCUUGAUAACCAAUCAUGCAAACUUAUUGUGGUGCAGGAACAUCAACAACUAUGGGUUCAAUCCCAAACCCCAAAAUUCCCCUUUUUCCUCAAUUCAAUCAAAAAGGGUUUAAUCAUUUGAGUUUUUUCGAUUAUUCCAUCCAUUUCUCCAAGCCUUCUCGUUUUUCUUUUGUUUCUAAUAGUUUAGUUACUGGUAGACCACCCUCUUCUGUCUCUGUUCCUGCUCCUGGUACUGGAGAUGAUUCAAGCGGCUUCAAAGAUAAUGGUCUGAGUGAUACCGAUCCCGAAGUGUAUAAUAUCAUUGGCAAGGAAAAGGAAAGGCAGUUUAAAAGUUUGGAACUUAUUGCCUCGGAAAAUUUUACUUCUAGAGCUGUUAUGGAGGCUGUUGGUUCAUGUCUCACUAACAAAUAUUCUGAGGGGUUGCCGGGUAAACGGUAUUACGGUGGAAACGAACAUAUUGACGAGCUCGAGAUCCUCUGUCAGCAGAGGGCUUUGGAAGCAUUUCACCUGGAUGGGGAAAAGUGGGGUGUUAAUGUUCAACCAUUGUCUGGUUCGCCUGCAAAUUUUGAGGUUUACACUGCACUUUUAAAGCCACAUGACCAUAUCAUGGGUUUAGAUUUACCUCAUGGAGGACAUUUGUCUCACGGUUUCAUGACUCCUAAAAGACGAGUUUCAGGAACAUCGAUCUAUUUUGAAUCGAUGCCUUAUCGGCUUGACGAAUCUACAGGUUUGGUUGAUUACGACAUGCUUGAGAAAACUGCUAUCCUGUUUCGACCGAAACUCAUUAUUGCUGGUGCCAGUGCGUAUCCUCGAGAUUUUGAUUAUCCUCGUAUGAGGAAGAUUGCGGAUGCAGUUGGUGCUUUCCUUAUGAUGGAUAUGGCACAUAUAAGUGGGCUUGUUGCUGCCUCUGUCGUUGGUUACCUAUUUGAUUACUGUGAUGUAGUCACAACUACAACUCACAAGUCUCUACGAGGACCUAGAGGAGGAAUGAUCUUCUACAAAAAGGAUACAAUUUUGGGAGUUGAUCUAGAAUCUUCCAUCAAUAAUGCCGUCUUUCCUGGCUUACAGGGUGGCCCACAUAACCACACCAUAGGAGGACUAGCAGUUUGCCUUAAGCAUGCACAAUCUCAAGAGUUUAAGGCGUACCAAAACGCUGUAAUCUCAAACUGUAGAGCUCUUGCGAGCCGACUGGUUGAAUUGGGAUACAAACUAGUAUCUGGUGGGAGCGAUAACCACCUUGUUCUUGUUGAUCUUAGGCCAUUGGGAGUUGAUGGUGCUCGAGUUGAGAAAAUUCUUGAUAUCGCUUCCAUUACACUGAAUAAGAAUUCGGUUCCUGGUGACAAGAGUGCCUUAGUCCCUGGCGGCAUACGUAUUGGUUCACCCGCCAUGACAACGAGAGGGUUUAAAGAAACAGAGUUUGUUGCCACCGCAGACUUUAUUCAUGAAGGAAUCCAAAUAACUCUUGAAGCAACCAAGUUACGUCCCAAAACAAAACCCCAACAUAUAUUAUAUACUCUAACAAUGUCAAGGAACCAAUUUAACUAAAAACUUAAGCUGAUG
This is a messenger RNA of Amaranthus tricolor (Joseph's coat), 1656 nucleotides long. RefSeq names its product serine hydroxymethyltransferase 3, chloroplastic-like. NCBI's taxonomy places the organism in Eukaryota, Viridiplantae, Streptophyta, Magnoliopsida, Caryophyllales, Amaranthaceae. Gene Ontology annotation, biological process: folic acid metabolic process; tetrahydrofolate interconversion; L-serine catabolic process. Gene Ontology annotation, molecular function: glycine hydroxymethyltransferase activity; cobalt ion binding; serine binding. The record is from RefSeq and is a predicted model, not a curated record. Gene Ontology annotation, cellular component: cytoplasm. The coding region runs from base 112 to 1641 and encodes 509 amino acids. The transcript has a single exon.